Molecule: messenger RNA, 1207 nt
Organism: Rhincodon typus (whale shark)
Lineage: Eukaryota; Metazoa; Chordata; Chondrichthyes; Orectolobiformes; Rhincodontidae
Gene: dpep1
Product: dipeptidase 1
Exons: 6
Coding region: 356-1207 (283 amino acids)
Biological process (GO): proteolysis
Molecular function (GO): metallodipeptidase activity
Source: RefSeq, a predicted model, not a curated record
UUUGCACCUUGUUGCAUGUGAGCUCUAUGUGGUUUGCUUGUGUAGGUUUUCAAAUUGACUGUCAGAUCUAGAAUCUUUAGUGCAAUAGCAAUACAUAAGCAGCUUAAUGCUCUUAAUGAAAGUUUUUAAUCUUUGUGGUUACAAACAUCAUGGACUAAUAACUUGAUCUAGGUCAUUCCUUGUAUUCUCAUCUCCAGAAUGCACAAAUUGCCAUGAUUAUCUUUUAUUACCUUUUAACAUAUUUUCUAGUGACCGUGCCAAAAAGAUAAUGAAUUUAAAAGCUGAGAGGUUAAAGGUUCAUCUUAUCUUUGAGAUAUAAAAUGUGAGGAAGAAAACAGGAAGUUCAACUAAAAUCAUGUCUGAGCCACAGGUAAUAGCGGUAAAGAAAAUGUGGGUUUUCCUUUUCCUUUUGUGUGUUUAUGCAUUCUGUUCUGCAGAUCAAUAUCGACAACGGGCAGAGAAAUUAAUGAAAGAAACUCCGCUAAUAGAUGGACACAAUGACCUCCCGUGGCAACUUCUUCUACGUUACCAUAACCAACUGAGCAAGGUGGAUCUGAACAAGCUGAAUGAAACCCAGACCAACAUCCCCAAGCUGAGAACCGGUCUUGUAGGAGGACAGUUUUGGUCAGCAUACACACCAUGUGACACCCAGUACAAAGAUGCUGUGAGACAAACACUGGAGCAGAUUGAUGUCAUCCACAGAAUGUGUCAGAUGUACCCAGAAACUUUCCAGUGUGUAAGUUCAACCAAAGAAAUCAAUGAAUCUUUCAAAAAUGGUAAAGUGGCCAGUUUAAUUGGUGUAGAGGGUGGACACUCGAUUGACAGCAACAUGGCUACACUACGUGUCUUCUAUCAGCUGGGCGUGAGGUACAUGACCCUCACACACAGCUGUAACACACCAUGGGCGGAUAACUGGCUGGUGGACACUGGAGAUGACCCAGUUCAGAGCAAUGGAUUGUCCACAUAUGGAAAGAAAAUCAUACACGAGAUGAACCGUUUGGGAAUGAUCAUCGAUUUAGCUCACACUUCUAUGAAGACAAUGAAUGAUGUACUACAGAUUUCAAAGGCCCCUGUCAUUUUUAGCCACUCAUCUGCCUAUGCCCUAUGUAACAGUAGACGCAACGUACCAGAUGAAAUUCUGAAGACAGUGGUAAGAAAUCCUACUAUAAAUUCAUGCUUUACUUCCUUCUUGAUCAGAUAUUAUUGA